Drosophila yakuba is the source of this 2125-nucleotide messenger RNA. Its product is annotated as probable cytochrome P450 4ac1. Bases 490 to 2019 code for a protein of 509 amino acids. The transcript is spliced from 5 exons. Gene Ontology annotation, molecular function: monooxygenase activity; oxidoreductase activity, acting on paired donors, with incorporation or reduction of molecular oxygen; heme binding. Lineage: Eukaryota; Metazoa; Arthropoda; Insecta; Diptera; Drosophilidae. The record is from RefSeq and is a predicted model, not a curated record.
UUAUCCUGUUUUUGUUGACACAACUAAUCGCUCUACUACUAACCAUUUGACAAUCGCAAUUGACCCUUGACGCAUUUAUAACCGCGAGUAAUAACACAACCUUGCAGACUAAAAUAACUUAAAAGAUAAGAAAACUAUGAUUAAACAUUUAACACCAACAAUCAAAUUCUGUGGGAAAAUACCUGAAAUUUUGGAAUGAUUUGAAACUAAACAUCACAACUAUACAAUAUCCAAAAUUAUAAAUAGCAAGUUCAAGUGUAUGUAUCAAAAGAACCUAACAAUCCCAGCAGCCAUAAUUGAAAUAAUCCAACCAUAUAAUUGGUUGAUAACAGAAAGCUGUUUUGCGAUUGUUAUUGUUUUAAACCGUAUACUAUACUAUACUAUACUACAUACAAUUGAUUAUGAUUAUUGAGGCUUGAUGAUACGCCAAAGCUCAGUGGGUACUGAAAUUGCCUGUAGAACGGACCGAGCGGAGAAUUUUGCGCCGAAAUGUGGAUCGCUCUGCUGGGGACCCCAAUUUUGUUGGCGGCCCUGGCGCUUCUUUUAAAACAUAUUAACAAAACCUACUUUAUACUUUCAUUGACGAAACGAGUGCGAACCGAGGAUGGCAGCCCAUUGGAGAGCAAAGUGGCCCUAAUGCCGGGAAAAACGCGAUUUGGCAAUAACUUGGAUAUUCUCAACUUUACGCCGGCUAGUGUUUUUAAUUUUGUGCGAGAAUCGACAGCCAAGGCAAAGGGUCAGAAUUAUCUGUGGUAUUUUCUAUAUGCACCCAUGUAUAAUGUGGUUCGGGCCGAGGAAGCUGAGGAGAUAUUCCAGAGCACCAAGCUGAUAACCAAGAACGUGGUUUACGAACUGAUAAGACCGUUUUUGGGAGACGGACUGCUGAUAAGCACGGAUCACAAAUGGCACUCCAGACGCAAGGCUUUAACGCCGGCCUUUCACUUCAAUGUCCUGCAGUCGUUCUUGGGUAUUUUCAAGGAAGAGUGCAAGAAAUUCCUAAACGUCUUGGAGAAAAACUUAGACGCUGAACUGGAACUUAACCAGGUUAUUCCGCCAUUCACUUUGAAUAAUAUAUGCGAAACUGCUCUGGGAGUGAAGCUGGAUGACAUGUCGGAGGGCAACGAGUAUAGAAAGGCCAUUCAUGCCAUCGAGGAAGUUCUCAUUCAACGCGUGUGCAAUCCGCUGAUGUACUACAACUGGUAUUUCUUCCUCUACGGAGACUACAGAAAGCAUGUGCAGAAACUUCGGAUAGUUCACGACUUCUCAAGCCGCAUUAUCGAACGAAAAAGGCAGCAAUUCCGGCAGAAACAACUUGGAGAAGUCGAUGAAUUUGGCAGGAAGCAGCGAUACGCCAUGCUGGAUACCCUGUUAGCAGCCGAAGCAGAGGGACAGAUCGAUCAUCAGGGUAUCUGCGAUGAGGUCAAUACCUUCAUGUUCGAGGGCUACGAUACCACCUCUACGUGUCUAAUAUUCACCCUCCUCAUGCUGGCCCUCCACGAGGAUGUCCAGAAGAAGUGCUACGAGGAGGUGGAAAGUCUUCCCGAGGACAGCGACGACGUCAGUGUGUUUCAGUUCAACGAACUAGUCUACUUGGAGUGUGUGAUCAAGGAAUCGCUGAGAAUGUUUCCAUCAGUGCCAUUUAUUGGGCGCCAAUGUGUGGAGGAGACUGUGGUGAAUGGAAUGGUGAUGCCAAAGGACACACAGAUCAGCAUCCACAUAUACGACAUCAUGAGGGAUCCGCGACAUUUCCCGAAACCAAAUCAGUUUCAGCCCGAGCGUUUUCUUCCAGAAAACACUGUGAAUCGCCAUCCCUUUGCCUUCGUGCCCUUCAGUGCUGGCCAGAGGAAUUGCAUUGGCCAGAAGUUUGCCAUUCUGGAGAUGAAGGUGCUCCUGGCCGCUGUGGUCAGGAACUUUAGGCUCCUGCCCGCCACUCAGCUGGAGGAUCUCACUUUCGAGAACGGAAUUGUACUGCGCACUCAGCAGAAUAUCAAAGUAAAGUUAACGAAAAGGGUCACAUGAAGAAUAUUUCUUAUUGUAAUUUUAGCGAAAACCAAAAAUCAUUUAUUUGUAAUAUGUAAUAUAUAGAGACAAAUAAACCAGUAAUACUGUUACCGAUUCAAAAGAA